This is a messenger RNA of Procambarus clarkii (red swamp crayfish), 4664 nucleotides long. Its product is annotated as zinc finger autosomal protein. The record is from RefSeq and is a predicted model, not a curated record. Gene Ontology annotation, molecular function: protein binding. Gene Ontology annotation, cellular component: nucleus. Gene Ontology annotation, biological process: regulation of transcription by RNA polymerase II. NCBI's taxonomy places the organism in Eukaryota, Metazoa, Arthropoda, Malacostraca, Decapoda, Cambaridae.
CGCCAGUGUAAAUGUUCGGCCUUGCCCAGAGGCUGUUGACAUCUGCUGUGUUGGCAGUAUUUACCUAUUUAUGCCUGUAUCAUAGACCUUCACCUGCCUGGCGAGAGACCACGCUACAGUUAAGGAGGAGUCUUGCCUCUCUCACCAUCACACACAAGACUGGUAUAGUGAAGCAGUCAUGGCAGACCAGACGAUCUUCCUUCGGUGGAAUGACCACCAUAAUUGUAUCCUGCGCAUGCUCUCCAACAUCAGAAAAAAGGAACAGUAUUGUGAUGCCACAAUAAUGUGUGAAGGCCGUUUCUUCCCAGUUCAUAGGAUUGUUUUGGCAACCUGUAGUAGCUAUUUUGAAGAUAUUUUUGCUAAACUUAAUUGCAAUCAUCCAAUGAUUGUUUUAAUGGAUACUAAAUCUGCUUAUUUAGAAGUUUUGUUAUCAUACAUGUAUGGAGGAGAAAUAGGCAUCUUGGAAAGAAAUCUUGCUGAUGUUUUACGUACUGCAUCUGCUCUUAAAGUGAAAGGGCUCUUUGAGCACACAGUCAGUAAUGCAGAUGUAGAAGUAAAUAGAGAGGUAAAGAUACCCAAACCUCACUCUAACAUACAGUAUAAUCUGAAAUCAAACAUGAUAAAUGUCAUUCCGGCAAGUGACCAGCAAGAAGAAGAAAGUAACAAUGAAAUAAUAGAUUGUGAUAGUCAACACACAGAAGUCAAACAGCUUACACAAAUGAAGUUACCUAGACAAGGUCCAUCAUCUUCAGUUGUAGUAAAGGAUAAUUCACCUAGACAAAGUUCAUCAACUUCAUUUGCCAUAGAGGACAAUUUGCCUAGACAUUGCCCAUCAGUUGCAGUUGCCAUAGAGGAUAAUUCACCUAGACAAGGUCCUUCACCUUCAGUUGCAAUUAAGGAUGCUUUUAAAAUUAAUGGAAAUUUCAAAGAUAGCAUGCAAGAUUCACCAGGUAUGUGUAUUUUGCCAAAUUUGGAUAUGAGCUUGGUAGGGUCACAUACACACACACAAUCCUUGGAAGAAAUGUUGCCUGUGGAUUCCAUUGCUGAUGGAGAAAAUAGUCAUGAAGAUUUGGUGCUGUGGAGAGAGCACACAAGUUUGAAACCACAAAACAAAGUAAAUAUGAGGCAAACACUCGCCGGCUCUGAUGUGGACCCUGCUGAUGAGAGUAUAAUGGAGGAGAUAGAUUUGAAGAAUGAAAGUGGUGAAUUGUGUCCACAGGCAAAGAUUGAUGGUGAUUGCAUCCACUGCAGAGAGAUUUGUGAUUCCAAUUAUGCUAACAGCACAUUAAAGGACAAAAAUGAGAUACCCGUGGGCACCUUUUUCCAAGAAAAUAAGAUCCCACAUGACAAUUAUCCAGAAAAUGAGGGUGAAAUUCAGUUAUUCAAAGAUGAUCUCCAUUUGAGCGCGUCGGUUACAUACAUUAUUAAUGAACAUCAAGAUAAUGAUAUGUGUGUGACUAAAAGCAGUAUGGCUGUGCAGAAUAGUAAUACUACUCAAGACACUACAAAUUUACAGAGGACUGAGGAGUCUUCUGGGUCAGAGUCUAGUGUAAAUGCACAUGCUAUAGAAACAGAUAAUGCUGUUAAUCAUUGCAGUUAUGAAAAGAAUGAGAUCAGAACUAUAAAUAAAUUUAACAGUAAUGUACAUAAUAAAAAAUCCGUGCCUUUAGCAUUAAAACGUCUGAAUGUCAGUUGGUAUACAAAUAGUGUCACUGCAUCAAAUACUAGUCCAUCUCGAGCAUCUGUACCAAUUGAGCAAAUUAAAGGACAGUCAAAGAUAAUAAAAAUGCAGACAAACUCCUCAGGCUCAAGGUCUCAGUCUGCAGCAAUUUAUGGCUCUCAGAUUGGAAGAAAUCCAGAACAAAAAAAUUCCAAGGAAGUAACUUUGCUCGAAACAUCAUUGAACAACUACAGAACCCGGUCCAGAAAGGUUGUGGCGAACGCAGAAAAGAAACCAAAGAUUCCAGAGAAUGCCAGCCUUGAUUAUGAUAAAUCACAAGAGGAUUUCAGGUGUUCUUCUCAAAACUCCCUGGGAUUGAACAGCAGUAAUUACACAAAAAGUCAUUUUUCAAAUUCAGAUUUUGGUGAUAACAUUUCAUGUAUUACCUUGGCUUCUAAGAAUGCAGGAAGAAUGAAAUCUACAGAAACUAUAAAAUCCUCUAAAUAUGUUUCAGUAAAACUUAAUAAGAGUAUUGCACAAAAAAUACUUGAUAAGUAUGCAAAAAGUAGGAAGUUUAAAAGUCAAAAUAGAAAAAUUUAUUCAAAAGAAAAAAGUUUUGCUUGCACUCUUUGUACUUACAGAUGCAGUCAGUACAGUAGACUAUAUGACCAUAUUAAAAUUCAUUUAAUUGAUAAUGUGUAUGUUUGCCAUAUUUGUUGUUUCAAGUCAAAAAGUCUACAAACUGUUAAUCAGCAUGCCUGUUGUCAACAUAAGCGUCCAUCAUCUGGUGCCGAUGUCAGCAAAUUAUCUAAAAAAAGUAAUCUUCCUCCUUGUACUAAAAAAGAAUCUCUUUCAUGUCACUUAUGCCCUUUCAGAACACUGCUUGAAGGAUCUUUAAAGCGUCACAUGCAUUCACACAUUAGAAGAAACACACACACAUGUGGCAGAUGUUUUUAUAAAUCAACUAAUGUUUCAAAUCUUGUUAAUCAUGCUGCUUCUCAUGAUAAGCCAUUUGUUUGUGAGCAGUGUUCAUACCGCUGUAAGAAUAGUGCAAGAUUGAAGAUUCAUACACGGAUUCACACGGGGGAGAAACCAUAUUCUUGUCGGUUUUGUUCACAUAGAGCAUCUUUGUAUGCUAACGUGCUAAGACAUGAACGUGUAAGGCAUCCUGAUAAAAUCACCAAAAGAAAACGUAAGGAAUAAGAUAUAGUUCAGGCUUCAUUGAAAGACUUCAUUUCUACAACAAACUUUUACCAAUUAAAAAUGAGUGCUGUAUACACUCAAUAUAUGGCAGAUGGAGUUGUUUUUGUUUAUAUAACUUUGCUUCAGUUGUACUGCAUGUGCCAUUGCAUGUUUUGGGUUAGCUCUGCUCUGCAUGGGAAUAGGGACUAAACCUGUGGAAAGUAUGUGCCCCUAUUCUUCAUAACUACUCUUUGUACACACCUCAUCUCCCCUAUCAUACCCUGCAUUCCCUACUGAGGAUAACAGAUCAUGUGUUCUGCUCUAUGUAUAAUGUGCAUGAGGAGUAUGCUGUUGUUCUGGAAUUGUAGUUUUAUUCAGAGGUGGUCACCAGUUGUAAAUAUUUUCCUGUUGCAGUAUUAUGAUAUCUGGAUGAGGUUCUGGAAGUUGUUCUAUUCCCCAGGGCCAGGCUUAAGAGCUUGGUCCAACAGGAUGUUGCUUGAACAGCCCACAUAACCACUACAGCGUAGUUGGUCUGGCACUUAUUGAAGAAAACUGUCUAGUUUUUUCUUUAAGAUUUCCACUUUCGUUUCAGCAAUAUUUCUUAUACUUACUAGGAGAUUAUUGGACAACCAUGGACUUUUGAUGUACAUAUAGUGUUCUCUGUACCUUCUGUACCUUCUGUACCUCUGUACCUUCUCUAUGGCACCUCCACUCUUCACUGGUUCUAUUCUGCACUUCCUUCCAUAAGUCAUUUCAGUAUGUUGUUAUUUUACUGUGCAAAUUCAGAAUCUGGCCUUCCAGUUUCUUCCAUGUAUAUAAUAUUUAGUAUCUGUGUUUCCUUUUUAGAGAGUACAUUUGGAGAGUUUUGAGAUGAUCCCAAUAGUUUAGGUGCUUUAUUGUGUAUGUGUGCUGUAUAUUCUCUUUAUUCCCUCUAUUUUGGCAAUCUCUCCUGCUCUAAAGGGAGAACAAAGUAUGGAGCAGUACUCAUGGCAGGACAGCACAAGCAAUUUGAACAGUAUGAGCAUUGUGAUGGGAUCCCUGGAUUUGAAGGGUAAUCCAUCAUAUAAUUUUUCUAGCUGGUGUUAUGUUUGCUUGGUUAAAUAUUAGGUUGCCAGACAUUAUUUCCAGAUCCUUUACAUGUUGCUUUCCCAUCAUGGGCAGAUUUGAUUGUGUUUUUUUUUACUCUAUUUUGAUAAAGUCUUCAUUUUAACCAUACCUAAGUAACUGGAACUUAUCACUAUUAAACAUAAUGUUAUUUUCUGCUGCCCAAUCAAAAAAUUGAUUAAUAUUAGCUUGUAAUUUUUCUGUCUUCUACAGAAGUAACAUUAAAACUGAUUUUUGUCAGAUGCAAAAGGAUGACACGAGGCUGUGACUUGUAUUUUUUUCAAUAUCUGCUGUGAGAAUAAGGACGGCAGUUCUUGCCUAGGUGUGCUUGUGGGGAUAGAGCUUUGGCUCUUUGGUCCUGCCUCUAAACUGUCAAUCAACUGGUGUACAGAUUCCUGAACCUAUUGGGCUCUAUCAUAUCUACAUUUGAAAGUGUGCAUGGAGUCUGCUUCCACCACAUUCCUGCCUAUUCAUCAUUCCAUUUGUUAACUACCCUGACAUUGAAAAACAUUAUUUUUAAUAUCUCUGUGGCUCAUUUGAGUACUCAGUUUCCACCUGUGUCCUCUUCAUGUUCCACCCAUGCCUAAUAGUUUCUUUGUCCACCCUGUCAAUUCCUCUGUGAAUUUUUGUAGGUGGUAAGGUAGGUGAAUUUUGUAGGUGGUAAUCAUGUCUUCCAGGGAUGUGAGGUUUAGCUCUCAUAGCCUUUCCUCGUAACUCA